Molecule: messenger RNA, 2847 nt
Organism: Nelumbo nucifera (sacred lotus)
Lineage: Eukaryota; Viridiplantae; Streptophyta; Magnoliopsida; Proteales; Nelumbonaceae
Source: RefSeq, a predicted model, not a curated record
AUGGGGAGUAUACCAAUAAAUACUCCAAUAGAGCAUAAUCAUUGUCUCCAGGAAUCGGUUGGAAAGGACUACCCUGAUAAAGAAAGAUACCAAAAGAUGAUGGGAAAAUUGAUACAUCUAUCUCUUACUCGACCUGAUAUAGCUUAUGCAGUAUAUGUUGUCAGCCAGUUCAUGCACUCUCAAAAGAUUCCUCAUAUGAAAGCAGUGGAAAGGAUCCUCAAGUAUUUGAAGACAUGUCCGGGAAAAGGAAUUUUGUUCAAAAAGCACAAUAAAAUUGAAAUUGAGGCAUUUAUUGAUGUAGAUUGGACUGGAUCAGUUGGAGAUAGGAAAUCUACUUCUGCAUAUUGUACAUAUGUUGGGGGGAAUUUGGUUACUUGGCAAAGUAAAAAGCAAAAUGUGGUUGCAAGAUCUAGUGUAGAAGCAGGAUAUCGAGCUAUGGCACAUGGUGUUGCAGAACUAUUGUGGUUUAGAACUCUCCUUGGUGAUCUCGAAGUGAAGGUUGAUGGUCCUCUCAAGCUAUGCACUUCAGCAAACACUCAUGAUCAACCUAAAGAUAAACCUUACAGCUUUAUAGGAAGGGGUGGAUAUAGACAAAGCUUUUCACAAGCUAUUGAAGGCCAACUCUUGAAGAACUUGGUAGGAUUGAUAUUUGGCAACAACAGAUUCAGUGACUCCACAACCGCAGCCGACUCUGCGAUUGCUCGGACAUUACACGCAAUCUCUGAGGUAGGAAUGGUUUGCUACAUGUUUGUGUUGGGCCUAGAAAUGGAUCCUUACGUACUGUUUCUCCCACCAACACGAGAAGUCAUGGUGGCAUACACUGGAAUUCUCUCCACCUUCAUCGUGGCCUGCAUUGUGAUUCCAUUUCUCACUCUAUCAAAGCACACAAACCUCAGAUACGUGCUCAUCCUCUCCAUCUCCCUCUCCAACACUGCCUCCCCCCUCCUGACCCGUCUGAUUACCGAGCUCAAGAUCGGAAAGUCGGACAUCGGCCGGCUUGCGGUAUCCGCCGGAAUGCACUCCGACAUGAUCUCUACACUCCUCAUUUCCAUCGGUCUUAUCUCUAUUCCGACCAGAGAAGAGGGAGUCUACAUAGGGGAAAUCGUGUUCCUGACAGCUUUAGUGUUCAUACAAGUGUUCCUCAUGGUGAAGGGAUUGCCGAGCUUCACGAACUGGAUCAACGACAACAACCCAGAGGGGAAGCACAUGAAUGGUCCUCACUUGGUGCUCGCAAUCGGCACAGUGGUCAUGGUUUGCUGCUUUGCUCCUCUGGCGGCGGUGAGUCCCAUCAUGAACUCCUUCUUGACUGGACUGAUCAUUCCGAGAGGAGGGAGGUUGUCCAAGAUGCUCACCAACAAGAUUAACUACUUCCUGAGCGUGCUGUUUUAUCCGAUCUACUUCUGUUGGGUGGGAAUGCAAGCUGAUUUCAGGCAAUUUAAGACCAAGGACUGGCACACAUGGGCCAACCUCCUCCUCUUGUUCAUAGCCGCAACGCUCGGGAAAAUCUCCGGAACGCUGAUCGCCGGCAUAAUGCUAGGGUUUAACUGGCCGGAGUCAAUCGCAUUAGGGUUGCUUCUGAAUAUCAAAGGGCAUUUUCACAUCUACUGUGCCAUGAUUGCCUUGGAAGCAGGAGCUAUGAAUACUGGAAGCUUCAUAGACAUGGUAAUCGUGUCUAUCCUCACCAUCGUCUACGUCCCCCUGGUGGUGGCAUUCAUCGUGGGGCGUGCUCGCAAGCGAUCGUGCCUUCAACCCAUGACACUCCAGUGGCUAGAUCCAGGAUCCGAAUUACGAAUGCUGCUGUGCCUCCACGGGCCUCACAACGUGCCCACCGCCAUCAAUAUCAUGGAGAUCACUCGUGGAGGCCACUCAGGCCUCGUCGUCUAUGCUACUGACAUGAUCGAGCUCAAUUCCCGGACGGCUGCCACGCUCGUCCAAGGCGAGGACCUGGAUGCCGUGACGGUGGCCGACGAGACAAUCGUCAGUAUGCGAGAGCAGAUCAGCAAUGCGAUCCAGGCUUACAUGGAUGCGAGCGGCGACGGGAUCAGUCUCCACCGGAUGCUCGCCCUCUCGACAUUCAGUAACAUGCACCAAGAUAUCUGCAACAUAGCUCAGGACGUCUCCGCCUCUUUCAUCAUCUUACCCUUCCACAAGAGCCAAAAGGUUGACGGGAGGAUGGAUGAAGGCCACGCUAACUUCAGAAAUGUCAACCGUAAGGUUCUACGUCACGCCCCAUGCUCAGUGGGGAUACUCGUCGACAGGGGCCUUGGCUUGAUCAACAAGGUCAAAAGUCAUUCGUAUGUAUCACUUAACGCCGCUGUGAUCUUCAUCGGAGGAAGAGACGAUCGGGAAGCAUUAGCCUAUGCCGGCCGUGUGUCGCGGCACCCUGGAGUGACCCUCACUGUCAUCAGAUUCGUACACGACACGAACGCCGAUAAUUCCUCCAUCUUGGCCGGCGGCAUUCAUAUCGCCGGUUCACUGAAACAGGUGGAAGAGGAAAUGAGGAUUGACGACGAAUGCUUCGCCCAGUUUUAUGACAUGCACGUAGCUGCAGGUAAGGUCGGGUACGCCGAGAAGUACGUGGCAAAUUCAGCCGAGACGGUUUCUUCUCUCAGAGGCAUGGAGGGACAGUACGCGCUCUUCAUCGUGGGGCGUGGCGGGCCCGGGGGCCGAGCAAAUACCAUAUUGACGGCUGGGAUGAAUGACUGGGAGGAGUGUCCCGAGUUGGGCCCCAUUGGGGACAUACUCUCUUCUUCUGAUUUCUCGAUCAUGGCCUCUGUGUUGGUCAUACAACAACAUAUUCUUAAGCAUGACAUAGAGGGCAUCAGCGAUGAAUUCUCGGUGAUGUAG